AUGAAAAUAUUACCCAAAUUUUCUGUCCCUCAAAAAAGCUUACAAAAAGUUUUUCCGGCUAAACAAUGGAAAAAUCACUAUCCAUGGAUCUUAUGUUUAGGGGUUAAAUGCCAGAAAAGAAAUAAUCCUUUCUCAAAUGACAAAAAAGCAAAUGAACGGAAAACAUUCACUUUAAGUAAUGGGUCAAUGUCUAACGGCUAUAAUGACAACAUAUAA
This is a messenger RNA of Clunio marinus, 216 nucleotides long. The record is from the annotation of a GenBank genome assembly. NCBI's taxonomy places the organism in Eukaryota, Metazoa, Arthropoda, Insecta, Diptera, Chironomidae.